Messenger RNA from Phytophthora nicotianae INRA-310, 360 nucleotides. RefSeq lists its product as hypothetical. NCBI's taxonomy places the organism in Eukaryota, Oomycota, Peronosporomycetes, Peronosporales, Peronosporaceae. The transcript has 2 exons. The record is from RefSeq and is a predicted model, not a curated record. The coding region runs from base 1 to 360 and encodes 119 amino acids.
AUGUCUUCUCUUCCACCAACAACCAAUAGUCCAGUCUUCAAUAGAUCUUUCUUCCUUCGAUCAAAUGAUUACUUGACCAUCGCCACCGCUGACAAGAGAUACCAGAAACUCGGUGGGACUGGAGUCUUCAGUUCAUUGGCUGUAGCAGGUAGUCUCGACUGUGGAUCGUUGACGAUUGCAGGAGCUGCUGUUGAUCUCAGUUCACUGUCAGGAGUCACAGCUGGAACAGUUGCAGCAUCAAAUAAAUCUUACUGGAACUCUACUAACGGCAGCGCAACCGAAUAUCACGUCGAUUGGAACAUUGUCAUCUCUGAAUGUGUCUGGAGGAUUGACAGCAUCUACGUUGACUGGAACGCUUAG